Aaosphaeria arxii CBS 175.79 is the source of this 1269-nucleotide messenger RNA. RefSeq lists its product as uncharacterized. The coding region runs from base 1 to 1269 and encodes 422 amino acids. NCBI's taxonomy places the organism in Eukaryota, Fungi, Ascomycota, Dothideomycetes, Pleosporales. The transcript has 2 exons. The record is from RefSeq and is a predicted model, not a curated record.
AUGUUUGUUCCACGGUCUGUCAGAUCUAAAGGUGCCCCAUUCCAGAAAAAGUCUGAGCCUCCUGCGACGAAAACAAACUCAGGCAAUGAUUAUGGUGCAUCGGCGAAGAAUGAAACAUCGCGGAAGUCUGCCCCGACAGUCAAUGACCUCAAGAUACCAAAAGAUGCAACGAUAAACACCGAUAGCGAGAACCUGGAUACCUUGCUCUCCGGAAUAGAAUUAAUCUUCACUGAUUAUGCUCAGCAAGAUCCCGAAGGUAGCAAAUGGCUAUCGCAACACUAUAGAAGUGUAGGGAGCGAAGAGAACUAUAUCCACUUCUCUGCGAUACUUGAACACCCAAAUAUCUCCACUCUGAAGCCAGCACCUUCUCAGCUUUCCCUCCGGCAAGCGAUCGAAAGCGGACAAACGAAGACGCUCGAACUUGCCGCUGGCGGAUACCAUGUACGCCGCAAACCAUCUACAUAUCCUCUCUCACACAUACCACCAGGCGCAUCUUCGCUUUGUAACGAUGAUGGCGUGAAGUACUGGGACGAGCGAACGAUCUAUGUCGAGCCUCACUCGCGCCACUUUUGCAGGACCCCGGCUCGAGUCGCCUACUGGUUAAGUCACCACGGACAGUUACGGGAGAAAUGGCUUCCUAUACAAGCUGUUCUGCCUCUAUACAACAGUUGCGCAUUUGUUGUACUAAGUGGCAAUGUCACACAUGCCGAUAUGUUGCAGAAAUGGAUAGGUAAAGGCGUCCCGAAAGAUUGGAGGAUCCUCAGCAAGGCGGAGCAUUCGAAACGCACCGAGGAGUAUCUGGAAUUGUUGCAGAACCGGAACUCAAAACACACCGGAGGUAACGCAAAGGUGGUUCAGGAUGAAGCAGCUACAAGGGAACGUACACACAUGAAAUUCUCGGAUCAUCUAAAGUCAAAAGCAGAUUCGGGAGACAAGGAAAAGUACUCUGAACCAGAUCGGGAUUCAAAUGAUGUAGAUGAUGUAUCCCCAGUCAUUCCUCCCACGACUGAGAAGAAGAAACGGAAAAGAACCGCGAAGAAGAAGUCGUCGGCCAGUAAACCCGUGUCUGCGAAUGACUCUGAGCAAGGAGAAUCAUUAGCGACAAGCGCCGACCUAGAGACAGAUAAUCCAAAGUCGCUGCGAAAGCACAUUAAGCUCUCUCAUCAUAACGCACCGGAGCACAUAAGUGAGCCAAGUGCAAAGAGCGCAAAGGUCACGAAAUCAAAAGAGCAUGUUUUUCGCGGCAAGAAAAUGAAAUUCGAUGAUUGA